Messenger RNA from Branchiostoma floridae (Florida lancelet), 6438 nucleotides. RefSeq lists its product as uncharacterized. Gene Ontology annotation, biological process: signal transduction. Bases 128 to 4918 code for a protein of 1596 amino acids. The record is from RefSeq and is a predicted model, not a curated record. The transcript is spliced from 13 exons. Lineage: Eukaryota; Metazoa; Chordata; Leptocardii; Amphioxiformes; Branchiostomatidae.
GCAGUAUUUCAAGCGAGGUAACUUUCAAAAAGUAUGGCCGCCCUGUAAGCAGAGGGUCCGUCGACGAUCGGCUUUUUUCUCCAAUUUUUAGUUUAUUUGUGUAAUUAUAUAAAUCAUACACCCGACGAUGAAGUUCUUAUCAGAACUAGACGACGAUAGGUUCGCCAGGGUAGUGAUUGCGCAGGAUUUGAAGGAGUUUGGGAUCAAAAUACCCAAAGUCAAGAAAUCGUCGAAAAGCCAGGACAAACACCACCACAGCCCAGGCGUUGGUGUAUUCGGCAGGAGGCUCACCAACCUACCCACAGUUCCAGUCAGCACCCCUGCUGGCACGUACCAAGUACCAACCUUUCUUGUUACAACUGUCAACUUUCUGGAGGAACACAUCGAAACAGAAGGGAUCUUCCGAAAAUCUGGGUCACAUGCACGACAGAAAGACCUCAAGAUCAAAGUGGAUGAAGGUGGAGAGUUUGGAGAGGCAUCUGUCCUGGACGUGGCAAACCUGUUCAAGCAGUUUUUCCGUGAGCUGCCUGACCCACUGUUCACCCACAGACUGCACACCUGUCUGCUGAAGGCUCAGGAGAUCCAGCAGGACAGGGACAGGAUCAUGGCCGUCCUGUCCGUGUGUGCCAUGCUGCCCACCCUCCACCUGAACACCCUGCAGUAUACCAUGUCCUUCCUGGCAAGGCUGGCCGCCAGGGCAGACCAGAACAAGAUGGACGAGAACAACCUGGCUCUGAUCAUGACCCCCAACCUCAUGCCCACUCUGGAGAAAACCUGCGCAGACAUCGGCCCAGACAAGCUGCUGAAGAUGCAGACAGAGAUUGUGAAGUUUCUCAUCCAAAACUCUCACAGCAUUGGUGCUGUCCCUGACAGUGUGCUGGAGCGAGCUGCCCAGCUGAGUGGGAAGGAUAUGGAAGGGCUGGUGUCAGGAGAUGAGCUGGACAAGAGCGUGGACUCCUUACUUGAUGGGUCUAAGACAAAGAGGAAGAAAAGAAGGAGUGGAUCUAUACAAGGUAUAGUGAACGGGAUCAGUCAGGGGCUGAACAAGUUGAGGCACGGCAGUUCAUCGUCCAUCAAAACACCAUCCAGGCAGAACUCAAGCUCUGAUCAAGCUGAUUCUGAGGUGAUCACCAACAUCCCGGCAGUGAUGAUGAGCGAGGUGACUCCGCGGAUCAUGCGCUCCACCAAGAGGAAGGCAGAGGACGACCACGCUGCUUUCUCCGCAGCUAAGAGGAAAGCCAUCCUGCAGCAGAUGGGACAGAGAGGUGCCAAGCCUCAGUACGGAGCAGCCAGCAGGACUCCUGAGGGGCUGCUCACACCCAGCAACCUCAUCCAGGCGGAUCUGGACGCAGACUCGAUAACCAGCAGACUGGACAGAGACUCGUACCGACAGUACGCCACGCUCUGUUAUGGCCUGGACCGCUCCCUACAGCAGGCUGAGACCCCGCUUACACAUGCUCAGAAGAAAAUGUGCAUCAGCAGCGACCAGCUCUUCACCCCCGGCUCCCCCUCCAGCCCAAGCAUACAGUUCGUGGAGCCCCCGGGACAGUCGGUCAGCUUCAAGGCCGCCUUGCACGACUCCCUGAUGUCCACCACCAGCCAGAGCAAGGCCACUCCCUCCAAGAAGAUUGGGAAAAUCUUGGCCGACAAGCUGAAAAGGCGCUCGAGUGGCAAGGCUGGUUGUUUCUCCCCCAGGAGAUCCUCAGGUGGCAGCAAGCUCAGGAGGUCCAUCAAGAAGAGAUUCAGCGGAGGUAAAGGGAAGUCUGAGAAAUCCCCCUUGGUGCAGUCGACCAGCCUCAACUUGGAGAAUGUGGGGUCACGGCUGGCAAACCAUCCUCCUGACACAGGCCUGUCCACCAUUGACUUUGGGGCCAGUCCGAAGCUGAACGAGAAAGUGAGGGGAUCCUUCUUCAAGAUGCAUGCCAGGGCCGGGCCUUCCAAGUCCUUACCCGUCCCCAGCACAGAAAGGCCUACCUCGCCCCUACUCAACUUCAGUAGGAGAAGCAACGCCAUGGACCCCAACUCCUCCACCCUGACCACAAGUUCGGCCAUGACCAGCUCGACGGAGGGGGCCAAGACACCGGACGUUUCUAUGAUCAGCACGAGUUUCCUAAACGACACGUCCAGAACCCCUGACGUGUCUGUCAUCACUACUAGCUCAAGGGACUCGAAAACCCCUGAAGAGUGCAACAGUGGACAUGUAAUGAUGGUGGCUGGGGACUUGGCAAAAACCCCAGAUGAACCCAAGAUGGGGAAUCCACUACUAAUGGCUGCAGACUUGGUGAAGACCCCCUACAAGAGUCAUCUGGCUGGGGCAGGUGAACAGGUGCCUGCAGGUGUGGAUGUUGUGAAGACACCAUUCAAGGAGCACCUUGCUGCCAGGUGUGAACCCAAAGCUGCAGACUCCCCCAAGGUUGUCACAGUCGACAUUCACAUGACGAAUUCUCCCAUGGGGAAACGAGCUCUGCCAGAUGAUGGUGACCAACCCACUGCUGUGCCCACCCAGGAUCAAACAGAUAAUCUGACACAGUCUGUUGUCAGGAACCUGGGAUUUGAAGCUGAGUUGGAGACAGUAACCCCACCUGAGCACCACAACAGUUCAGCUGACGUGCCAGAACUGCCGAGUCUUGUCGCCUACACCAGGACCACUAAGUUCUUCCCAUCCUUGGGCAUCCUCGAGCCGUCAUCAGCACAUGGUGAAAAAGAGGAAGAGUUGUUCAGUUCACCUGAUCAAGAGGUAGAUUCUCCUAACUCCCCAGCAAAGAGACCAUUGGCCCAACAGGAUGAAGUCAUCGCUUCACCAAGUAAGAGGCCGAGGAUGGGUCAGCAGGUGAGUCAGUAUCACCUGUCGCUGAAUGUUGCUGGGAAGAAUAUCACCAUGACGUUGCAAGAGAGAGUGAGGGCACGAUCAUCAAAUACUUCAGGAGUAAAAGAAAGUACAGAGAGUGCUGUGUCAUCAGAGUCAGCCUCAGUGAAAGACAAACCCCAAAAUACAGCGGAAAAAGAUGUACUAAGUGCAGGCAAUGAAUCAAAAGAAGAAUCAGUACAGCCAAUGGUAACACAGGCUGCCACAGCAUCCCUGCAGCAAAGUAGCCAUGCUAGGUCCGUGAAGAAGGUACAGCCUUCUCCUACCAAAAAGGCAAACACUGCAAGCCAGAACGGACCUGCAAAAAGAAGAAACGACGCUACACCCACCAAGAAAGCUGUCACUCCCAAGAAGACCAGGACACCCUCGGGAAGGACCCCAGGAAGGGGAACUCCCGGCAGCGCCGGCAAGAGAACCACAUCCUCCAGCUUUGUCCGUAAGGGAUCGAGUGUUGUACAGAGGAAAGCCUCAGACAGAAAGGCAGCAGUAAGAAGCAGCAGCUGCCAGGAAAGGGAGAGGGCACCAGUGGUCAGGAAAAAUAGCGACAAAGAAAAGAAAGGAGCAGUUGUCUCAAGAAACAGCUUUAAGAACAUGGGGGAUCAUACUGCAAUGAGGGCCAGGAGAAAGGAAGGCGAGAAGAAGACUGAGGCCACUGUAGCACGUAAGGAUAGCAAGGAAAGGAACGCAAGCAGACCAGGAAGGAUGGGCAGUGUGGGGAAGGCUGACAAGCCCCCAUCUCGUGCCGGGAGACCAUUGCCGUCUUUUAGAACAAAUGCCUCUCCAGCUAAGAAGGUGGACCCAACUACCAGCAAUGGGCUGGGAAAGAGACGUCCGGUUAUCUCCUCCCCACUAAAGAACAGCUCUGACAUGCACAAGAAGGUGGAGAAGAACCUGAAAGUGCUGAUUGAUUUGGAACAAACUCUUAGCUGUCUGUCUCCCAGUGGUGACAGUAAGUCAUCGACUGUGAGUACCAGCAGUGUUGCAAGUGAUGCUCAGUCAGAUGGUGUGGAGAAGAAGGAGAUGAAGGCCAGGGAUUCAGCCACAAGUGUGUACGUGUACUCUCCUGGUAAGGGUUCAGGUAUUCCCAUCACUAGAGCACAGAAAAGUUCCCCACCAUCUACUGAACCGCCCAAGACACCAUCCAAGUCCGUCAGUGACUCAGCUCUUCCAAGCGCCAGCCAUCCCACUGAUACAGGCUCGCCGUCCCAGGUGCAGCACGCAGCGAGCUUCCCGUCAAUCCCUCGCGAGAUCAAGACUGGCAUCGUGGCAAACUCCAUAGAGAUCUGGAACAACAUAUCCAUGGACGCUGGGGACAGGUUCACCUCGCCUCUGAGGGCAGUGAAGAAUCCGCUGCUCUUCCGCAAGUCCCCUGCCAGACGCUCCUGGCACAUGGGGGACACACCCAAGAAGGAGCCUGAGAAGCAGGACAAGCCAGUCCUCAGCUCCAACAACAGCACUUCAUCUGUAUCUGCUUCCAAACUGCCUUCUGCUGCAACCCCAAAGCUACCCACCACUCCUCUGGUCAAAGCACUCAGUAUCGACAGCUCCAUGGCCAAUGUGGGGCUGGAAUUCAAACCAGAGGACAUGGACACCAGCUGCCAGUCCUCCAGGUCUGUAGCCGCUGCCCUGGAUGCUCUGCAAGAAGAAAGCGUCCGCCUCAACGACUCCUACAACAUCGCAAACAGCCACCCAGUCCAAUCGCCGGCACGGAAAGUGGCCAUGUCUCCGCUGAAGCCAGUCAACACACCAAAGACUCUUCCAUCAAAAAUGGUGUCGGACAAAACGCCGAGGAUCAAACAGGCGCUACUAUUACCUGGGCAGGAAGAAAACGGCUCUACCCCGCUCCGAGCUGCGAUUAAGACACCCAAAAGGGCCACCAAUCUGAAACGUAGCACCCCGGUGAAGGUGAAGCGCUUCCACUCCCCACGCAAACCGGCAUACAAACCCAGGAGUGCAACAAAAUCUCCCAGGAAGUAUCCCGCUUCUCCUAAAGCACCUGAUCUGAGCGGGGACAUAACUCCAGCACCCACCAAACAAGACUGGAUGAUAUAAACUUGGUAAAAGUGAGCAAAGAGGAGAGAAGCAGUGCUGGGUACGAACUGUAGAAGCUGCUGAACGAUGUGAAGGAAGAUAGAGCUAGCUGCUACCAUGUUGAUAUAGGUCAACAUUUGGUGUAAUUUGGUGUGACUGUGGUCUUUUACUGCUGUUUGUUUGGCCAUGACAGAAGUUAUGUUUUUAACCAUUCCAAUAUUUGUUGCCAGGCAGGGUUUUGACAAAUAGCUAGGUACCAGUAUAAUAAAAGUUGCAUCAUACAAAAAUGUAUGACAUGAUAUGCCUUGGAGACACAUUAUAAUGAGUACAGACUCAUAUAUUUACUGUUCGCACAGUGCUUGCCUUACCAUUCUUUGUUUAAAAUUUACUGACAAUCUGUGCCUUUUCCUAAUUAGUUUGUCAUUUAGUCAAAAGCUCAUAACAAUAUUGAUGGUACUUUUGUGGCUUUAAGUGUAUUUUCAAGUGUUACUCUCUGUUAGUCAAUUAAAUUCAACAGCUAGAUGUGAUAUGUUUUGUACAUACAUAGUGUAAUGUGUACAGCUGCAAUAAGUCUUUAACAUGCUAGGUGUCAUUCUUUCAAGGAAGAUAAUAAACAAGGAAUGUAUCUCUUUCUAUGACCAGAAGAAACAACUUAGGAGAUAUGUUAAUUUCCAAUUCUGUCUAAAACAGUUGCGGUGCUUUUAUUGUUUUAAUCGUUUAGUUUUAGUUAUUACAAAAACAUAAAGUUAUCAGAAAUUUUUGUAGCCUUACAACAUGUGUAUGGUACUUACAGACUAGGAAUUAUUCAUUUGUGCUGGUCCUAUCUCUACCCAGGCAAAGCCUGCAAAUUGUUUGUCACCCUAGAAAUUCCUGGGGUGCAUGAAUUAGUCUUGUGUUGAAAUACCCUCCUUCGAAUAUUGGGGGCAAUAUUAUCUUGGGACCUAACAAAAUGCUAAAAGGAGAUAGCAGCCAGCUAUUCUUUCUUACAAUGUAACAGUUUUGUGGAGAAUAUGCUACAUUUUACUGCAACAUUUUGUAGCCUGGUGGUAGCCUGGGAUCUGACCUUGUUGAGCUUUAGUCCACUUUGUUUCUGCCAAACUUGUUGGGGCAGACCUACAGAAGUGCCCUGGUCACAUUCAUUUAAGUCAUCAUUCAUACAAAUUUGAAUGAUGUCAUAGAAUUCUCAAACAAGCCAUGUCAACCUCUGACAAGGAUCUAAGACAGCAUUUUACAACAAGGCAGCUGAAUAUUUCAAGCUACACAACUAUCCAAAGUUUCUUUGUGAUCGCACAGCCUAUGUGACCAGGUCCUAACACUUAACAAGGUCAAGGCUGUGUCUCAGGCUUUGUAGGUGGGAACAUGGAAGCCUGAACCACUUUACUUACAUACAGCACAAUCUAACAGGGAAGUUAUGUGCUUUACUUAGCGGAAUCAAUCAUGGACAAAGGAAAUAAUGUUAUAUAUAGUCAAAUGGUGAGAAAUAUUACACUAAAGCUUUUAUGCCAGCUUGCCAGUGAAAUUAAACAUUGCAUAGAGUGCAG